Effrenium voratum is the source of this 3297-nucleotide messenger RNA. Lineage: Eukaryota; Dinophyceae; Suessiales; Symbiodiniaceae. The record is from the annotation of a GenBank genome assembly.
AUGCCAGCAGUAGAGGGCGGAACUCCGUCCUGCUUUGAAGACGGCGCAGACCUGGCGAAGAAUGAGAUCCCGGAAACGGCCAACACGGUGCUGCUCGGGGAAUGCACGCAUGGCACGGAGGAGUUUUACCAGCUCCGUUUCAAUGUCAUCUUGUGCGAGAGCGACUGGACCUUCAUGUGGCACGUGAAUCAGUACGUGCACCGGCAGCUUGGCAACAGAUCUGGCAGCUUUGUUCUGACAGCUUUCCCUUGGUCCUCUUACCAUGGCAAGGAUUGGAUGUGGAAGAACCGGCAGUUCUACGACAUGGUGGAGUGGAUGAGGAAGCGCGCCUCUUCCGACGGGCCCUACCUCUUUGGUAUGGAUUGCUACUGCAAGGAGGAAGCCAAAGAAGAGGUUCUGAACUUCUUCGACUUCUAUGACCGUGACAAUCUGGGCAAGGAGUUCCGGCGCACGUUGUAUCCGGUGGAGCAGCCUGACAGGUGGCCGAGUAUUUUGGCAAAGCUGCAGUGGGAAUUCCAGGCAGAUUCCAGCAAGCCCGGGGUGAGAGCCUCCCAGAAGACCACUGCGGAUGGCCGCUGUGGAAGCAUUGUUUUGGGAUCGAGCAAGUUUCGGGGCUGCUCAAAGCUCGACCAGUUCAACGUGGAGCAAAACUUGGAGUGCAUGAUUGCCGCCGAUGAGUACUACUCCAAGCAGCGGCUGGAGCCACCAGGGUCUCGGGCAAGUUGGAAUGCGAGGGAUCAGCACAUGAUGACAACUAUCUUGAGAUUGCGUGCGCAAUCCAGAGAGCUCUUCGGCAUCGACGGGCAGGACCUGAAGAUUAUCAUUUGGGCGCACAAUUCUCAUGUUGGCGACGCCACUGCCACUCCUAUGGGUGGAAUGGAGUUCCAGAGGAAUGAGAAAUGGAAUUUGGGACAGAUGUGCCGCAGCAACCUGGAGUCGGUCUUCAUCGUUGGCUUCUACUCCUACUGUGGGGAGGUCCGUGCCGCAAAGAAGUGGGGCGGCGAGGGGCAGAUCAUGCCUCUCAGCCCAGCGGUGCCCUACUCCUUCGAGCACCGUCUGCACGAAUGGUUCCCUGAGAAGCGCGCCCAGUUCCCCCUCCACCGGGUGCGAGAUGCGUCCAGGAGGUUUGAGUACGUGCCUCUCAAGUUUCCCCUGAACAUCGAGUACCGGGCCAUCCAUCCCAUGGUCCGGGUCAGCAAAGACUUGCACUUCAGCCCUGAGAGCUUGGACGAGGAUCUGAGACAUAAGCACCAGACCCUGGACCCGGCCAAAUCCUUCGUGGCCGUGAGCCGGGUGAGGACCGGCAAGGGAGGGGAGGUCAUCCGCCUGCAGAUUCGGGGCUAUGACCGGGGGCAAUAUGAUGGCUGGUGGGUGACUGAGUAUACCAGGUAUGGGUCCAGAACCAUUCAUUGCCUGCCCGCCGAGCACCUGAACGCCCUCUCCGGCGCGAACAUGACGCCUGAGAAGCUGCUGGCCGUCGCCAACUUUCCAAUCCUCCAGAGAUGGGUCGGAGUCCAGUAUCACCCGGAGACAGAGAUCGAGUCCCACUAUGGCGAGAUGUCCAUGGCCAAGUGCUACGACCUUGCCGUUUUCGUGGACAGAACGCAGGCACUGAACACAGAUCUGGCGCCAACAGACGGGGUCACCGUGUCUGCCGCGGUCGAGGGCGAGGCGCCGGCGGCUCGGCACAAUCGCCGGCUCUUGAUGGAGUACAGGCGGAUUCUGAAGAAUCCCAUUGAGUAUAUUGAAGCCCGACCCUUGGAUACCAACAUUCUGGAGUGGCACUUCGUCAUCACGGGGAACCAAGAUCCGUACACGGGAGGCAAAUACCACGGCAUUCUGGAAUUUCCAGAUGAUUUUCCCAUGAAGCCACCAUCAAUCAAGAUGUUGACGCCCAGCGGGCGCUUUGAGAUCAACAAGCGCAUUUGCUUGUCCAUGAGCGAUUUCCACAAAGAGUCUUGGAAUCCGAGUUGGACGGUCGAGAAAAUCCUUAUUGGUUUGAUGAGCUUCAUGUAUGAGGAGAACUCCGUUUCCAUUGGCUCCAUCUUGGAGCCCAAAGAGGAUCGACGGAGAUAUGCUGCGGCCUCCGCGUACUUCAAUGCUCAGAACGAGAUUUAUGUGCAACUUUUCCAGACCCCGGACGAGGAAGAGGAGGAAGACAAUAUCCGCAAGCUGCGGACAGUGGCAACGGGAGAUGAGCCAGAGACAGACAAGGCCUGCCGAUACUGCCUGGUGGAUUCUGGGGACUUGGUAGCCCCUUGUGAAUGCAAAGGCAGCGGGCAGUGGGUCCACUUGGGCUGCCUGCGGCAGUGGCAGAAGUCGGUGCUGCUUACACAGUCCACCCACCCCAAGUACCAGACCCGCAUCGACGAGAUCUGCAAUGUUUGCGAGCGGCCCUUCAAGGAGGAGUUUAAGCCCAGGAGCCGCCGGGAGGCGCUGCUGGAGUACACCGGCGAGGAGCUGCCGCAGCUGAUUCAGAAAGGCAACCUCCUGGCGAGCUCCAGGCCCAAGUCCGAGAAGAACGGGGAGCUCAUGCGCCAGCAGGCGGCCCUGGCACUGAGGCUGGGGCAUUUCACGGAGGCAGUAUACAUCAUCUCCUUGUGUGAGACCUACAACCCGAACAAGCGGGGCGGCGGAGCGGUCUUAGGCGUGAACCUGACCCAGCCGGUGCCAUACCCGUUAGAGCGUACGUCACGGCCGCUGUUGAAUCACGGGCCAGACGUCGAGGUUGCGACCUAUCCGCUGCAGGAGUGGCGGCACAAGUUUGCCCCCUUGGUUCAGGUCCUGCAGGCCGCGCGCGCCGUUGGUCAGGUGGAGCACUUCCUGGGCGGCCCGGUGGAGCCAUCCGAGGCUUUUGCGUUGAUAGACCUGCCGGCGGAGUUGCUUGAUGUGGUAAAGAGCGCCACAAAAGGCGUCCUGGACCCCGGACUGCGGGGGCAGCUGGGGCGAUGUUUCGAGCUGCUGCCCCCGCAGCGGACCGUUCAGCUCUGCGGGCGGCUGCGGGUCAAGGGCAGUGUUUACUUCGGCGAGCUUCCUGUCAUUCUCGGGCUGCUCGCCAGCGUGUUUGCGUAUGUGGGUGUGAAUGAUGCAACGAUGCUGAGCACUCCCAUGAAAGUCUUCUGGGGCUAUGCCUCCUGGAACGCCACGCAGCUGCUGGGGGAGAUUGCGCGCCGUGGCUGGGGGCUGGUGGUCACAGAUGCACAUCUAUCCUUUGAAUGCUGGGAUGAAAAUAUUGCUUCGUGGGAAAGAGUUGUAGACAAGAGCAUUGUUGCUCGUGAGAGUGAAUACUCAAUUUGA